Molecule: messenger RNA, 124 nt
Organism: Racocetra fulgida
Lineage: Eukaryota; Fungi; Glomeromycota; Glomeromycetes; Diversisporales; Gigasporaceae
Source: the annotation of a GenBank genome assembly
AUGAAGCGAGCUAAAAAGACUUUAGCUAAAAAGCCUGGUCCUGGUAAAGAAAAAGCAGACAAGAUUCAUAUAGAUCGAUUCUUAGAUGACCUUGUAAAAGAUGAUACUGAUCCUAAUUCUAAUA